This is a messenger RNA of Scedosporium apiospermum, 768 nucleotides long. RefSeq lists its product as uncharacterized. The coding region runs from base 1 to 768 and encodes 255 amino acids. The transcript has 4 exons. Gene Ontology annotation, molecular function: hydrolase activity. The record is from RefSeq and is a predicted model, not a curated record. NCBI's taxonomy places the organism in Eukaryota, Fungi, Ascomycota, Sordariomycetes, Microascales, Microascaceae.
AUGUCGUCCUUCCCGCCCGCCAGCCAUCCCAGCGCUGCUUGCUGCAGCAUCCCGCCCGUCGUGUCCACUGGAUACCAGGAGAAGGGGAGCUAUGAGGAAGUUGGCGGAUUGAAGAGUUAUGCCGUUGGCCCCCAGGACGCCGAAAAGGGCAUUGUCGUCAUCUACGACAUCUUCGGCUACUUCCCCCAGACCAUCCAAGGCGCCGACAUCCUCGCCACCUCCGACGAGAAGCAGAAGUACAGGGUCUUCAUCCCCGAUUGGUUCAAGGGCUCGCCGGCCGAUAUCUCCUGGUACCCUCCCACCGACGACGACAAGAAGCAUAAGCUCGGCACCUGGUUCAGCAAGAACGGCUUCAGCGAGACUGUCCCCAAGGUCCCCGGCUACCUCGACUCCCUCAAGGAGAAGUAUCCCAACAUCAAGAGCUGGGCCAUCAUCGGCUACUGCUGGGGCGGCAAAGUCGUAACCCUCGUCACUUCCGACCCCAACACCCCCUUCAAGGCCGGCGUGGCCUGCCACCCCGCCUUCCUCGACCCCAAGGACGCCCCCAACGUCCGCGUUCCCAUCGCCGUCCUCGCCUCCAAGGACGAGGACGCCGCCGACGUCAAGAAGUUCACCCACGACCUCAAGGUCGACCACCACGUCGAGACCUUCCACGAUCAGAUCCAUGGAUGGAUGGCCGCUAGGGCCGAUCUUGAGGAUGCGAGGGUUGUUGAGGAGUAUAAGAGGGGCUAUGAGACUGUGCUCAAGUUCCUUGGGAAGCAUCUGUGA